GGAUUAUUUCCAAUGAUGUGCAUAUUGAGAAUGGUAAAGUGUUAGAUCCAAUUGAUCAUAAGUAUCUAAUAUUGGACAAGUCUUUAAAAAACCACCAAUUGCAAAUUAACGAAAGCUUACUGAACGAUUACGCAAAGUUGAAUCGUUCUGUUGCAAGGUGCAUACUACUUUCGCAAUGCUUGGGCCCUAAUAUGGACAAAUUUUUGCUGGCAACAGCAUUCACUGUGGCUCGGUUGCUGAGGAAUGCUCUCAAUCCUGAAGAUGUUUGGAGAGAGAGUUCUAUUGGCAUGAUAUUCUCCGAAGAAAGGAGCAUAGGGAAAUCGGAGAGUCUAAAUCUCCUUGCUCAGGGUGUUGGAAUUCCCAAUGGAUCGCACGUAAUGUUACUAAGUGGUGGAGACUCCCAGACAUGUGGGACAUCUACAAAGAAAAUGCAAGAGAUAGCAUCGAGAACGACUGGGGUCAUAAUGAUUGAUGACCCUAAACCCAAUGUUAACUUCAGCGAGUUUCUGCUGCAAGCACAAGGGCGACUGAUGUCUGGAUUAAAUAAGGUGGGGAUGACAUCCAUCAAGGCCGCCACGUUAAUAUCGACGAAUUCUCUCGAAGUUUCCGGAUUAGUAGGGAGAGUUAUUAGGUUUAAUUACGUGAGCUGGAACGAGGAACAGAAUGAACAAGCCAAGUUUGACGACAAGCAACUGAAGGUUAUGCGAGAGUUCAUGCAAGAAAACAAGGGUAUUUUGCUUGUCUGGGCAAUUAAAUACCUGGAGUUAUGGGCUGAGGUUUUUGAACAUGCGCGUGAAAUUGUCGAAGAGGUCGUCCAAGCGAUCUUCGAUGAAAACGACCUGAAGGUGCAGGCAAGGUGGUUGUCUUGUAUUGCCGCGGUACUUGUCGCAAAUGCUCUGUUACGUCUCUCGUGUGGUAACCAAGCGAACACCAAAGAUUACGUAUUGUUUGCAUGCGGCGAGUUAUUAAAGGUGCAGACAGUCAGUAUACGUUCAACAAUGCAAAGGCUAGAAGCUACAUCAUUGAAAAGAUAG
Dendronephthya gigantea is the source of this 1034-nucleotide messenger RNA. RefSeq lists its product as uncharacterized. The transcript is spliced from 8 exons. Lineage: Eukaryota; Metazoa; Cnidaria; Anthozoa; Malacalcyonacea; Nephtheidae. The record is from RefSeq and is a predicted model, not a curated record. Bases 192 to 1034 code for a protein of 280 amino acids.